AUGGGGGAAGAACACGAAAUUGAAGUAAAGUUGAAAGAAAAGAAAGAUGAGUGUGAGAGUGAAUCCACUUCAACUAAAGCUAAAGCUAGUAAGGAAGCAAAUGAAGAGAAAGAAGAUAAAAAGAAAAUAGAAGAGAAAUAUGUGCCUCUGCAGUACAAGCCACCAUUGCCCUUUCCUCAGAGGUUUCAUAAAGCACAAUUAGAUAAGCAGUUUGGGAAAUUCCUUGAAGUUUUGAAGAAGUUGUAUAUCAACAUUCCAUUCACCGAUGUCAUUUCUCAAAUGCCUUCUUAUGCUAAGUUUUUGAGGGAGAUUUUAUCAAAUAAAAGAAGGUUGGAAGAUUAUGAAACUGUUGCACUUACUGAGAAGUGCAGUGCUUUAUUGCAGAACAAGCUCCCACCUAAGCUGAAAGAUCCUGGAAGUUUUUCCAUACCAUGUCACAUUGGAGAAACAAGUAUUGAGAGAGCAUUAUGUGACUUGGGGGCUAGUGUUAGCUUGAUGCCACUUUCCAUAUGUGAGAAGUUAAAGAUUGGAGAUCUAAAGCCCACAACUAUUUCUUUGCAGUUAGCUGACAGAUCUAUAAAGUAUCCAGUUGGGAUUUUAGAGAAUGUACCAUUAAAAGUUGGGAAGUUUUUCAUUCCAGUGGAUUUUAUUGUACUAGAGAUGGAGGAGGAUGUAAGAACGCCCAUCAUACUUGGAAGGCCAUUUUUAGCCACUGCAGGAGCUAAUAUAGAUGUAAAGAAUGGGAAAUUGAAGUUGACAGUGGGGGAGGAGGAAAUAGAGUUUAAUUUAUUCCAACAUUCCAAGGAACCAGCUGUGAUGAAUUCUUGUUAUAGGGUAGAUGUUAUAGAGCAUGAUGCUGGCUGA
Hevea brasiliensis (rubber tree) is the source of this 864-nucleotide messenger RNA. RefSeq lists its product as uncharacterized. The record is from RefSeq and is a predicted model, not a curated record. NCBI's taxonomy places the organism in Eukaryota, Viridiplantae, Streptophyta, Magnoliopsida, Malpighiales, Euphorbiaceae. The transcript has a single exon. The coding region runs from base 1 to 864 and encodes 287 amino acids.